ACAACCUGCACUACCCCCGAGGGAGGUGUACGCGUUCAAUCAGCUUGCUAUGUCCUGCGACGUGAGGUCGUUCUACCACAACAAAAAUGUACUCUUGACGGGCGGUACGGGAUUUCUAGGCAAAAUGAUCAUAGAAAAAUUGCUACGGACAUGUGAGGUCGAGGGGAUAUAUUUGAUCGUAAGGCCCAAGAAGGGGUUGACUCCGGAGGAGAGACUCAAAAACCUCUUCGAUGAACCGGUUCUAAAUAAAAUUCGCGAGAAUAAAUCGAAGUAUUUCAAAAAACUCCAUACCCUCGAAGGCAAUUUGACGAAAAAGGAAUUGGGACUUAACGAAGAAGACAAAGAAAUCAUUAGAAACAAGAUUAAUAUUGUAUUUCAUUGCGGCGCAUCGUUGAACAUGGACUCGAUAUUGGGCGAUGCGAUCAAAACUAACGUUAGAGGAACAUCGGAAUUGCUGGAUCUUAUCAAAAAUAAUCAAAACAUCAAUGCUUUCGUUCAAAUAUCGACGGCUUACUCCAACUGUUACGAACGUGCCAUUAACGAAAAAUUUUACGAUCCUCCCGUUAAUCCUGAAUUUCUCAUUAAGAUGAGCGACGAGCUGGAUUCGAAUAUUUUAAACGAAAUCAGCAAGGGACUUAUAGGAAAGUGGCCUAAUAGUUACGUAUUUUCAAAAGCAGUGGCUGAAAAUCUCCUUUUAACGAAAGGUAAAAACUUACCGGUUGGGCUUUUUCGACCAGCGAUUGUCACUUCUACGGUAUCCGAACCGCUUCCCGGUUGGUCGGAUAAUUUGUAUGGUCCUUUGGGUAUAAUCCUAUCUUCUUAUUGCGGAAUCCUGCGCGUCGUUCGAGCUAAUGGUAACUUAAAGUCUCAUACAGUGCCUGGUGAUAUGUGCAUUAACGCCAUUAUUUGUUUUGCCUGGGAUAUAUCAAACAAAUGGAAAAGCUCGAACGAAAACUACCUUCCUCCAGUUAUGAACUACUCCGCUAAAAAUACUAAAUUAUUGUUGUCAGUUAAUGAUUAUCUCAACAUGGUCAACAAAACUGAUUUUCCUCCGUUCAAAAAGGCAAUGUGGUAUCAAGUUUUGUUCUUAAUCGAAAACAAAUUCUGUUAUAUUACCCUAAAAUUCUUAUUGCAUACAAUUCCUUCUUAUUUGGUGGAUUCGUUACUGAUUAUGUCAGCAAGGAAGACGAGAACGAAAAAUAUUUACAUGAAAAUAGAAAGAACAUCAGAUAUCCUCUGUUACUUCCUAUUGAGGGAAUGGGAGAUAAACAAUGACAAUGUGGCAAAGUUAUGGGAAAAAUUGAACGAAAACGACCAAGCGAUUUUCAAUUUCGAUAUAAAUUCGAUUGAUUUGAACGCUUAUUUUAAAGAUAUGCUUACAGGUAUGAAAAAGUUCAUUUUGAAGGAAGAUAUGGCGAAAUCGAAGCUACACAAACAAAGGUAUAAAAGAUUAACGUUAUUGCACUACUCUCUUAAAUACUCUCUAAUCGGUUUGUCAAUGAUACCGAUAUACAGAAGCAUAUCAAAAUUGAUUUUUCAGAAGAAACGUUAGCCAAAUUCGAAUUUUCUUUAGAAAGUAAUAAUGUACAGUAUUAAGAUUAAUUGUAGGAACAUUCUUUUAUAAAUUUUUAGCAAUACAAUUUUGUAAUUGAACAAUUCGGAAAACCUGAUGGAAGAUAAAAUUUUCGUAUAAAAUUGUUUUUGAAAUAAGUACAAUUUAUUAAUACUGUCUUUAGGUCCUAUUACAAUUUUUAGAUAAUAAAUUAAGUUUCAAAAUUACAAACAGCAACUGUAAAUUAAUUUAAAUAUUUUUAAUCUUAAAGUACCUAAUCAAUACUGACGUUUUUUAUCACAUAAAACACAAAUUGUAAUAACUAAUACAAAUCUAAAUAUUUUUAAUGGCUAUUAUUAACCCAAAUUCUUUUACAACAAAACAAUUUAUCUACGAAGCAUGAAAGCAUUUUCUACAGAGAAAUAAAAUUUAAUCAACAAGUAAUCGUAAGUAUGGCGUUUUUAGCUUUGAUCUUCAUCUUCUUUAACUCCUGGAAGGUCAUUUCGGUGCUAUAGAAGUUUUCGUUUCUAUUCAAAAAGAGCGGCUGCUUAAGUUUACCUUCUUUGAACUUCAAUUCGCAAAAGAAAACUCUCUCUUUCGGCCCGCAGAAUUGGGCUUCCCAUACUACGGAGUCCUCGAGGUAUCUGGCAAUACAGUGGAAUAUGCCCUUCUCUUCGUUGACUAAAAAGGCUUCGGGAAUAUUUUGAAACACAACGAUGAAAGAGGAAUCGAGCAUUUUCGUAGCCCCGUGGAUAAUUUUUAGAUGCUUCACUGUGUGCUUAUACUGCCCUUCGAAGAAACAACCUGCUACAGGGCAAGUGUAAUCACAAAACGUGCAUGUUUUUAUGUGGUUUGCUAAUUCGCUGUAUAUCAAUUUUUCAGGACAGCCGUUCUUCUUGUACUUGCAUGGCACUAGAAACUUAUUGAAUUUUUCUUCCAGAUGAUAGUUGCGUUCGAAAGUUACUUUUUCCAAGCAUAAUCUGCAAACGGAAUUCUGGCACCCGGAGCAGAAACUGUGACCGCAAGGACAGAGGAAUAUUGGAGGAGAAAGAGUUAUGCCGCAAUCUGUGCAGUUGGAAUCGUUGACAUCUUCUGUGAUAGCCCCUAAGCUGACUGUACUUUUAGCCCUUUUUAAGUGUCUCCGUUUUAUUUCCUCUAGACUAAUGGUUUUAGAUCUCGUGAGUGAGCUUUCCGUUGUUUUUACAACAAUCGUACUCGAAUGUUCUCUUAAACUGUAUUUUCGGCUUACGUCAGGUACAGAGUGCUGAAUUGAAACCUCAUGAUUAUUGACAUAUUCGCCAAAAAUAUCUUCAGUUUCUUGCAGUCGAUCUUUAUUAAUGUUUAAAGUGCAACUCACAUAGUUAAUUUCACUAGGGAUUCCACAUAAAUCGACAAUAAUACUCCCGUUUUCGAUUGCAGUUAUGUUCAAAGAUUGGUUCAAACCGGAACAGAAUCUUAGCAAAAUAUUAUAAGUUAUUUUCUUCGCUAUUGUUUGGGGACCUAAGUACCGCAAUUUUAUUUCCAAUUUGUUGUCUGCUACGGUUAUUUGUGUUAAGUAUAUUUCUUCGUCAAUGAACAUAAGUCUAUUUUCCGAAGGGGUCAGUAGAUCUAUGCCGAAGGUGUCGUUAAAGUGAAGAAGUUCAUCGUGUUCCUCUUCAAAAUGCCGGAGGAUAUCUUCUGCGGGACCUUCCCAGGAACACGUGUAUUUUUUAUCUGAAGGGCACAGAUAAACCAACAUUUCUGAAAUA
Messenger RNA from Phyllotreta striolata, 3300 nucleotides. The record is from the annotation of a GenBank genome assembly. Lineage: Eukaryota; Metazoa; Arthropoda; Insecta; Coleoptera; Chrysomelidae.